AUGAAACGCACAGUACUAAUUUUGUACUUUCUCAGCUAUUACAAAGUGACAAUCUGCCUCCGAGUGGUCGGCGUGACGGUGCCGGCGCUCAAACAACGCGGCGAGGCAGCCACUUUGGGCUGCGACUUCGACCUCGAAGGCGGCAAGCUGUACUCCGUCAAGUGGUACCGAGACAACGAGGAGUUCUAUCGCUUUAUGCCGCGGUUGCGACCGCCACAGCACGCGCAUAAAGUCGACGGGAUCAAAGUCGAUAUGGACAAAUCGAGCGCCCGCCGAGUGCACCUGAAGGAGCUCAGUCUGAAGUCUCGAGGACUCUACCGUUGCGAGGUUUCCAAAGAAGCGCCAUCUUUUCACUCGGCGCAGGCCGAAGCAUUCAUGGAGGUUAACUACUUUCCGCGCGAAAGCCCUCGCGUUAGCGGGCACGAGCGGCCCUAUUCCCCGGGAGAGCCACUCGAUGUGAACUGCUCCGCAAGGUCGUUCCCGCCGGCAGAAUUACAAUGGCACAUCGACGGACAAAAAGUUUCAGAGAGAUCGUGGCUUAUUCCCUACGGUACCCAACCGGCGGCGUCACAAGGGCUGAUGGUAUCGACGCUGGGCCUCAGAGCCCCAGCACACCCGCUAAUGCAGCUGAGCUGCAUUGCCCUGAUGGGCACACUACGUAGAGAACGUACAGUAAUAGUAGAAAUAAACUCAUCUUCCACGAAAAAGGCGUUCGGUUUAACUGUACUGACAUUAUUAGGCGUCAACAUUAGAUUUUACGACAAAAUAUUGUGA
Molecule: messenger RNA, 774 nt
Organism: Chilo suppressalis (striped riceborer)
Lineage: Eukaryota; Metazoa; Arthropoda; Insecta; Lepidoptera; Crambidae
Source: the annotation of a GenBank genome assembly